AUGGAUGAAAAAUCAAGGAAACCUGAGGACACACCAUUCAAGCAACAAAAGCUCAAGGCCUGGCAGCCAAUAUUGACUCCUAACUGGGUUAUUGGGACUUUUGCUAUUGUUGGUCUUAUCUUCAUACCCGUUGGCAUUGUGCUGCACACUGAGUCGGACAAUGUGGUCGAGUAUUCGAUUCAAUAUGAUGGAGAUGCAUUAACACCGUCGUCCAAUAUUGUGGACCAGGGAAAUGGCUGCUUUUUAAGCACAGAAAGCGAAGGCGACUCGUUCGAUGUGGAUGUUCAUGGCUGCAGAAUUACGUUUCGAAUUGAAAAGGAGAUGAAAGCGCCAAUUUACUUGUAUUACCAGCUCGACAAUUUCUAUCAAAAUCACCGUCGCUAUGUGCAAAGCCGUAGUGACGCGCAGCUUCGCGGAGAUGCUGCAGCCAGUACUAGCGACUGCUCGCCCCUGACGACAUCUGGCACAGGUGUUAAUAAGUACAACUCGACAGCACAGACGCCGAUUGGUAACAAUCAGACCGACUAUAUACUGAUGCCUUGCGGUUUAAUAGCCAACAGUCUCUUUAAUGACAUUUUUUGGGUUAACAAGCUUGUGACCAAUGGUAAUACAUACUACCAGAAUGACACGUAUGGAGGCAAUACACUCGUGAACCUUGUUGAUCAGACGGGUAUUGCUUGGAAGUCGGACGUCGAGACCAAAUUUAAGAAUAUCAAUCUGAACGAGCUAGCAGACCCUGAUAAUACUUUACUGAUUUGGCAGAACCCGCGCUACCGCUACAUCAUUCCCAUGUACAAUGGCCAACCUCCCAUCGCGAAUAAGACUGCUUGGACGACGCCUGCACCAGCAUACGGUGUGCAAAAUGAGCACUUUAUUGUAUGGAUGCGAACUGCCGGUUUGCCAAGCUUUCGCAAGCUCUAUGGUCGUAUUGACGUUGAUCUUGCAGAGGGCACGCAGCUUGAGUUUCUCGUCUCCAGCAAUUUCGUAGUGAGCACGUUUGAAGGUAAGAAGUCAAUUGUGAUCUCGACGACAUCAUGGUUCGGCGGAAGAAAUCCGUUUCUUGGCAUUGCGUACAUCAUCAUAUUGCCAGUCCAAAUGCUGGCGGGUCGCUAUGAACUUCUAGAUAAAAUAGGAAAUGGUGCCUUCGGAGAAGUGCAUCGGGCCAAAGACUUGGAGAUGGGCCAUAUUCGAGCCAUAAAGCGGCUCAGACUUAAUGACAAUGGCCAGCUCACCGUCAUACCGGCAGUUCAAUUUCAGGAAAUUGAGGCGAUGCGCCAACUUCAGCAUCCUAAUAUCGUUCAGCUUUUAGAUGUUGUACCUGAUGGCAGCUAUAUUGCUUUGGUGCUUGAAUACAUGCCAAAGGACCUUCUCAGCGUUGUUCGAAAUCGACAAGAGCCUUUGCAUCUAGCCGAUACUCGCGGACUUCUGCGAAUGUUGUUGCAUGGCAUUGCCUGUUGCCAUGAGCACAAUAUAUUGCAUCGAGAUUUAAAGCCGGGAAACUUGCUGUUGAGUGCCGAUGGCGUACUUAAAAUUAGUGACUUCGGUCUUGCUACUGUAUUCGCGGGACGGAAAGAACGCUCGUAUUCUCACCAAGUGGCCACGCGCUGGUAUCGUGCACCAGAACUGCUGUUCGGUGCACGUCAUUACGAUACAGCUGUGGACAUGUGGGCUGUGGGCACUAUAUUUGCCGAACUACUGCGCCCGACUCCGCUCUUCGCUGGACAGAACGAUUUAGACCAACUAUUUCGAAUUAUUCAAGUGUUUGGCGAUAUUGAAAAGCAGUGGCCAGGCGUACGGGAGCUUCCUGAUUUUGACAAAGUAUCCUUUCCAUCAUACGAGCCUAUGGCUCUUUCUACUGUUUUUUGCAACUCUCACGCUACUGCCGUGGAUCUCCUUUCCAAACUACUUACACUUGACCCUAGCAAAAGACUGUCAGCUCGAAAGGCUCUUAUGCAUGACUUCUUUUUUGAAGGGCCUGAACGCUUCUGCUUUUCAAAUAUUCACCCGAAGACUAGAAUCAGCGAAAAAAAAACGCAGAAAUUUGAUGACUGCAACGCAAGGCUUGGCAAACCUCUGCAGCUGACAGAAUUUAUGUUAUCACGAGAAUUCGACCAUACGGUGUUUUACACUUGA
Plasmopara halstedii is the source of this 2133-nucleotide messenger RNA. RefSeq names its product cmgc cdk protein kinase. Gene Ontology annotation, molecular function: protein kinase activity; ATP binding. Gene Ontology annotation, cellular component: plasma membrane; endoplasmic reticulum; Golgi apparatus. The record is from RefSeq and is a predicted model, not a curated record. Gene Ontology annotation, biological process: protein phosphorylation. The transcript has 7 exons. Bases 1 to 2133 code for a protein of 710 amino acids. Lineage: Eukaryota; Oomycota; Peronosporomycetes; Peronosporales; Peronosporaceae.